Messenger RNA from Saxophila tyrrhenica, 516 nucleotides. RefSeq lists its product as uncharacterized. The record is from RefSeq and is a predicted model, not a curated record. Bases 1 to 516 code for a protein of 171 amino acids. The transcript is spliced from 3 exons. Lineage: Eukaryota; Fungi; Ascomycota; Dothideomycetes; Mycosphaerellales; Extremaceae.
AUGAACCAGGUCAUCAAGCUCAUGCAGCUCGACUUCGUCAUCAUGAACAGCAACACCUUCCCCAGCAACCCUAACCAGCAAACGCGCACCUUCACGACGCCGGCAAAUACACAGAUGAUCACCGCCUCCUCCGAUGGUCGCCAGUUCAAAGUUCAGGAGAUUGUUCUAAGGGCCUUGUGCCCGAAGCUGAACGAGCGCGCUGCUGCGGACCAAGAGUUCACUUUUGAGAACGGUCAGGUUCUCUGCGGGUGUGUGAUGAGGGAGAGUGGAGACGAGGUUGCGAAGUUGCUCGAUGAGGCAUACGACAAGAUCGCCUUCUCCGAGGCGAAAGACGACUUGGGUGCUACGACGAAGCGUACGGAGGACCUUACUAUGGAGGAGAAGAGUGAAGAUGAGUUGGCUCUCGAGGCUUCAGCUGUUGCUAGACGUGCUAUCCACCGGGAGAUAGCUCGUCUGGAGCGCAAUUCGGAGCGCAGGGCGAGGAGGAGGGGAUGCGGCGAGAGAGGAGAAGCAUGA